CCGCCAGCCCGCUCUAUGGGCAGCGGAGCCAGAGCGUCACCGGGCGGGGCGGAACUCGGUGGUUCUGGCGAGCCAGAGCGCCUCGGCGCGCAGGCGCGCUGGCCGCUAGGAGCUGUGCCGGGGGCGGAGAUGGCGACGUUCUUCGGGGAGGUGGUGGUGGCCCCGUCCCGCUCCGGCGUGGACGAUGAGGAGGAGGCCCGCGAGGAGACCCCCGAGGACCGGGAGAUACGCAGGGAACUGGAGAAGAAAAGGGAGGUCGACGUCCACUGGACCUUGAAGUCGGGCGCGACUGCAGAGAGCUCUGCCGGCGAGCCGUUUGUGUGCUCUAGGUUUAUAGUAGCCAUAGGACAUAACGCUGCAGCUUUCCUGUCAUCUUUUAUUCUGGAUUCUGUCUGUUGGGAAGUAGUUGGAGUUGUGAAGCUCUGGAACGAGUGGUGUCGAGCAUCUAAUACAACAAAUGUCCUCCCAACAGAUUCAUUUUGUUUGUUCUACCGAUUAAUAUCAGACCCAACAGUUUUGCUGUGUCAAUGUAGUUGCUAUGUUGCCGAGGAUCAACAGUUCCAGUGGCUUGAAAAGGUUUUCGGCUGUAUGCAAAAAGAGGGCUUGCAAGUAACCAUUCUUUCCACGUGUCCUGUGGCCGAUUAUAAAACUCAGGAAUCCACUUUAACGCUCCCAUCUCCGUUUCUGAAAGCCUUGAAAACAAAAGAAUUCAAAGAGCACGUCUGCUGCCCACUGCUGGAACAGCCCAACAUUGUGCGAGAUCUUCCCGCUGCUGUUUUGAGUUACUGUCAAGUAUGGCAGAUUCCUGCUGUGUUGUAUCAGUGUUACACCGAUGUCAUCAAACUGGACACGGUUACAAUUGAAGCAUUCAAGCCUCUGCUUUCCUCUAAAUCCCUGAGGAGUUUAGUCAAGGAUGCAUCUGAAAGCACAAAGAUUUUGAAGAAGUUACUGACAACCAAUGAAACUCACAAUAAUAUCUACAUCUAAAAAGGAUGUUUGUGAUGCACUUUUGUAAACUCAACUUUUUUCUUUAGAGGACAUUUUAGAAUUGUUUCCUUAAAAAUUGAAUAAAUUCCAGUACAUUUUUACUUCUGCACUCAUUUUUGUUACUUUUGAAUUCAUCACUACCAAUGCAUAUAUUUCUUCUGUGUGACUUGGGAGACUUUCUUCUGGAAUGGUUUUUAGGAAAGAGAUCUUGGAUGUGAAAAGAAAGUUCUUUUUCUCCUGAAGGGAUUGUCUUAUUGAAACAUAAGCCUUUUAUGUGUAAAAGAGGAAAUGCAGUUAGUUAAGGAAUUCUUUGUCUAAUGAGAACACUUUUUUACUUUAUUUUGAGACAUUUUGAGUUUUCUUUAUAUUCAGUCUUCAAAGAUUUGUCUGUGGUGGAGAAAAUACACUCUGCAUCUUUUUACAUAGAUAAUUGUAUGUAAUUUUGUGUGUGUGUAUUUAUGAAUGAUUGAUCCAAAAUACAGCUAAGUGAACUACAGUAGACACUUUUAAAAGACUUACUAGUGGAAAAUAAUCUUAAGCUUGCUUUACAAGUUAGUAAGAGGGAGGAAUGCAAAGCAGUUCUGAAUUGCAUGGAAGGGCUGCAACUUGGAUUCACUGAGUAGAUUGUUGUGUCUGUUCAGUGUAGUGCUGGCCACAUGUCUUAAUAGGAAGAGAGAUCUGUCCACGCUCUCAUGUUGCAACUCCCAUCUGCAGUGCCUUACUGAGAGCUUGCCUUUGUUGGGUAGUUGCAGCUUUAGGCCUUGAGCAGGAGCUACAGAGGCCCACAAACAUUCCUUGCUGCCAGAUCUCUUAACAGUAAUGGGAACUUCUAAUGAAACUGGAUGGUAGAUUCAGAGGCUGCUUCAGCUGGAUUUGCCAGGGCAAAGUGGUUUUAUCUAUCCACUUUAAAAUUGCAGAAUGCUGGCAAUAGUAGGAACAGUACAGGGUGUCCUAUGCAGAGUAUGUGAUUGCUGAAGAAAAAUUCUAGUUUUAAAGUGUGUGCAUAAAUUUUCUGAAAGUUGGUAACAAUUUCAGCAAUGCAUUUAAAAUACUGGAAUUGAAAUGCAAUUCUGACUCAUGUAUACCCUCUGUUUGAUUUAACAUUUUGUUGAAGAAAAUUGUGUUAAAAGACAUUAUUUCUUCUGCUACCAGGUAAUUAACUGGGGGUGUCACUGGACAGGCACCUUUAUAUUGCAUAUAGCUUAUCCUUUUGGAAGAAGAGGAUAACGGCUUCAAACUUUUCUUCUAAGGUUAACAACUGACUGCUCAGUGGGUAUUUUUGAAUGGUAUUCCUUCAACACAACCAUCUUCCCUUCAGAUUUGAAAGCAUUCAGUUCAGUCAACAUCCACUGAAGCAGGUAACCCUUGUUUCUUCAGCAGCCCCACUGCAACCUCUGGUUUGGCAAAUUUUUGACUGCUUCCUGUAUUGCAGUUUCAGCAAUCCUGAUGUGGAUAUCAUAUUUGGCCUCAUUUAAGACAUUGAUUUAAAUUUCUGUUAAUGUGAUUACAGAUAAGCAAGCAACUGUUGAAUUGUGUGGCAGUGUAUUUUGGAACAAACCCCAAAGCAUAAAGUGCAGGAUGUGGUUCUGGUUUUUGGCAUGUUUAUUUGUGGUUUUUUUUUCCCAUUUCUGCACAUUUUAAUUGAAACCUGUUUGUAUACAUGACCUGAGCUGAGAAUUCUGUUGCUCUGAAAAGAGCUGAGUGUUGGCUGUACUGUGUUGUUACUUGCAUACUGACCGUGUUUGACUCAUAAUAAAUAAAGUAUCUAACAAGAAACAUCUUUAAUAACAAA
Pogoniulus pusillus (Red-fronted tinkerbird) is the source of this 2779-nucleotide messenger RNA. RefSeq names its product proteasome assembly chaperone 1 (gene PSMG1). The record is from RefSeq and is a predicted model, not a curated record. Gene Ontology annotation, biological process: proteasome core complex assembly. Gene Ontology annotation, cellular component: endoplasmic reticulum. The coding region runs from base 16 to 987 and encodes 323 amino acids. Gene Ontology annotation, molecular function: proteasome binding. The transcript is spliced from 7 exons. NCBI's taxonomy places the organism in Eukaryota, Metazoa, Chordata, Aves, Piciformes, Lybiidae.